This is a messenger RNA of Mangifera indica (mango), 721 nucleotides long. Its product is annotated as disease resistance protein RPV1-like. Gene Ontology annotation, biological process: signal transduction. The transcript has a single exon. The coding region runs from base 96 to 695 and encodes 199 amino acids. The record is from RefSeq and is a predicted model, not a curated record. Lineage: Eukaryota; Viridiplantae; Streptophyta; Magnoliopsida; Sapindales; Anacardiaceae.
GCACAGACUCAGUCAUGGCGGAAUAUACAGUCAAUUACUCAAUUAUGUGAUAUUUAGUUUAGCCCUCACUGUUAAGGGGCAGUGCCUCUCAUCUAAUGGCUUCUUCAUCUUCUUCAUCAUCAAUUACUCCUAUAAGUGCCGCCAAUCUAAUGGCUUCUUCUUCUUCAUCUUCAUCAAUUACUCCUAUAAGUGCCUCCCAUCUAAUGGCUUCUUCUUCUUCUUCUUCAUCAAUUACUCCUAAACUAGAGAAUGAGGUAUUCCUUAGUUUCUAUGGUGAGGACACUCGGAAAAAGAUUACCAGCCAUCUAUAUGAAGCCUUAUGUCGGAAAAAAAUUAAAACCUUCAUUGAUGAUAAUCUUGUCAGAGCAGAAGAAAUUUCUCCAUCUCUUUUGAAGGCAAUUAAACAUUCAAAGAUCUCAGUUAUCAUUUUCUCUAAAGGGUAUGCUUCGUCCAGAUGGUGCCUCAUAGAACUUGAAAAGAUAGUUAAAUGUUACAAGAAGUAUAAUCAGAUCGUACUACCGGUCUUCUAUGAGGUAGAUCCAUCUGAUGUCAGGAAUCAAACUGGGGAUGUUAGGGAGGCAUUUGCUAAGCUUGAAGAGCGUUUUAUGGAUGAUUCAGAGAUGUUGCAAAGAUGGAGGACUGCUUUAAGGGAUGCGGCCAACCUAUCUGGUUUUGAUUCAAAGAAUUAUGGGUAAUUGUAAAUUUAUUUAUCAAUGUCAAA